AUGAAUGACCCUAUGAUUCCCGAACGAGCUCUUUUGACGCUAAGGCGUGCAGAGGAAGCCGAGUUGAACAAUUGUCCAGAAGACCUCGAACACCCACCUAAUAUACACAGGGUUCGAAAGCUCUUCCCGUUCUCCGAGCUCAAGAUCUCCUAUUUGCCUAUUGUUAAUGCCAGAGGCAUUCGACUAUCACUAAUCAGGGAUAAUAUGCCUCUACGGUACUUGGGCUGGGCCUCACAGAGAAGCCUUCAAGAUCAGGUGAGACCUAUUAAUAGUAGCAGUGAACUUGGAGAUCGAGAUCCACAUGAGGACAGCCCCGAAGCCAGGAGACCCAGUCUUGAAUCAGUGUUCAGUGUGAAAGAUGGUCACGAGGCAGCCCAUAACGACCGCACAGAUGCGCUGGCAGAGCAGUUAUCAUCAAUGCUCGGAGAUGACGCGGACACUGUGGUCCUCCUUUGUUGGGGUCAACAAUACCAUUGUUCUAUUAUUCCUGUCUCAAUUUCUGAUGCAAGUGAUGAGGUCGCCAUGUGGACGAAAAUGAAUCAGGCAUGGUACACCCGCAGAGGUUGGUGGAGGCGAUAUAUUCCUUUCUUUGGUGUUGAACAUGUUGAUAUAGUGGAGGUCUGGCCCCCUGCAUUCAAGAGCCCCCGCUGUCCACCAAGUUGA
Penicillium odoratum is the source of this 663-nucleotide messenger RNA. RefSeq lists its product as uncharacterized. The transcript has a single exon. The coding region runs from base 1 to 663 and encodes 220 amino acids. Lineage: Eukaryota; Fungi; Ascomycota; Eurotiomycetes; Eurotiales; Aspergillaceae. The record is from RefSeq and is a predicted model, not a curated record.